Molecule: messenger RNA, 2978 nt
Organism: Nestor notabilis (Kea)
Lineage: Eukaryota; Metazoa; Chordata; Aves; Psittaciformes; Psittacidae
Gene: SART3
Product: squamous cell carcinoma antigen recognized by T cells 3
Exons: 18
Biological process (GO): RNA processing
Molecular function (GO): RNA binding; protein binding
Source: RefSeq, a predicted model, not a curated record
CUCUCCAUCAAUGCCUUUGACUAUAACUGUCACUUGGACCUGAUAAAGCUGCUCCGCCAGGAGGGAGAGCUGGUGAAGCUCAGGAGAGCUCGGCAGAAGAUGAGUGAACUCUUUCCACUUACCGAAGAAAUCUGGCUGGACUGGCUGAAGGAUGAGAUAAAAAUGGCUUCUGAAAGCUCGGAGCGAGAGAAGGUUUAUGAGCUCUUUGAGAGAGCUGUGAAAGACUACAUCUGUCCUGAAAUCUGGCUGGAAUAUGCCCAGUAUUCAAUCGGUGGCAUUGGUCAGGAGGGAGGAAUCGAGCGAGUUCGCUCCAUAUUCGAGAGGGCGCUGACGGCAGUGGGGCUGCACGUGACGAAGGGCACGGCGCUCUGGGAGGCGUACCGGGAGUUUGAGAACGCCGUCCUGGAGACAGCACAGCCAGCUCCUGGCAGUGUUCCAUCUCCCGAGCAGCAGCAGAUGCUCUGCAGCCAGCUUGAGAAGAUCCACACGCUGUUCAGGCGCCAGCUGGGGAUCCCGCUGCUGGAUAUGGAGGCUUCCUAUGCUGAGUAUGAGGAGUGGUCAGAAGAUCCGAUUCCAGAAACAACAGUAAAGAACUACAAGAAAGCUCUACAGCAAUUGGAGAAGUGCAAACCCUAUGAAGAGGCACUGCUGGGUGCUGAAACACCAAAGCUGGCAGAAUAUCAAGCUUACAUUGAUUUCGAAAUGAAAGCAGGUGAUCCAGCUCGCAUCCAGUUGAUCUAUGAGAGGGCUUUGGCUGAGAACUGCUUGGUGCCAGACCUUUGGGCACGCUACAAUCAGUAUUUGGACCGGCAGCUGAAGGUGAAGGAAUUGGUCUUGUCCGCUCAUGACCGCGCUGUUCGGAACUGUCCCUGGACGGUGGGGCUGUGGAUUAGGUAUCUGCUGGCGAUGGAGAGGCACAGAGUUGAUCACAGCAUUAUUUCUGAAAUGUUUGAAAAGGCUCUGAAUGCAGGUUUUAUUCAGGCAACAGACUAUGUAGAAAUCUGGCAGGCAUACCUUGAUUACCUGAGAAGAAGGGUGGAUUUUACACAAGACUCGAGUAAGGAACUGGAAGAGCUGCGGUCUGCAUUUGCCCGUGCUGUGGAGUAUUUGAAACAAGAAGUAGAAGAGAGAUUCAGUGAAAGUGGAGAUCCAUCCUGCACCAUCAUGCAGAACUGGGCAAGAGUUGAGGCUCGCUUGUGUAACAACAUGCAGAAAGCCAGAGAACUUUGGGACAACAUUAUGACUAAAGGGAAUGCCAAAUAUGCUAACAUGUGGCUGGAGUAUUAUAACCUAGAAAGAGCUCAUGGUGAUACUCAGCACUGCAGGAAGGCCUUGCACCGAGCAGUGCAGUGCACCAGUGACUAUCCAGAGCACGUCUGUGAGGUGCUGCUCACGCUGGAGAGAAUAGAAGGAACUCUGGAAGACUGGGAUGCAGCUGUUCAAAAAACAGAGAACAGACUAGCUCGAGUCAAUGAACAAAGAGCAAAGGCUGCUGAGAAAGAAGCUGCUCUGGCAAAGCUGGAGGAGGAGAAAGCUGAACAGCGAAAGCAGGCUCGGGCGGAAAAGAAAGCUUCCAAAAAGGCAAAGAAAGCCAGGACUGGGGACAAGCGCAAAGCAGAUGAUGAUGAUGAGGGUGAAUGGGGACAAGAGGAAGAAGCAGAGCAGCCCAGCAAGAGACACAAGGGCGAUGGUGUGCUUGAAGAAGACAUGGAGGUAGAAAUGGGGCUGUUUGGGAGAAGUGGACCUGAAAAGGCAGAUCGCCCAGCAAACCAGAAGGAAAAGGCAACUACCAGUCGAAAGGACAUCCCCAAGGUGUUACAUGACAGCAGUAAGGACAACGUAACCGUCUUUGUCAGCAACCUCUCCUACAACAUGGCAGAGCCAGAGGUGAAACUGAAAGAGCUCUUUGAGAGCUGUGGGGAGGUGGCAGAAAUCCGUCCUGUGUUCAGCAACAAGGGGACGUUCCGGGGCUACUGCUACGUGGAAUUCAAGGAGGAGAAAUCUGCUCUCCAGGCCCUUGGCUUGGAUCGUCAAGCUGUGGAGGGGAGACCGAUGUUUGUGUCUCCAUGUGUUGACAAGAACAAGAAUCCAGACUUCAAGGUGUUCAGGUACAGCACUACACUGGAGAAACACAAACUGUUUAUAUCUGGUUUGCCGUUUUCCUGCACUAAGGAAGAGCUGGAAGAUGUGUGUAAAGCACAUGGGAAUGUGAAAGACAUCCGGCUGGUCACCAACCGAGCUGGCAAACCCAAGGGCCUGGCCUAUGUGGAAUAUGAAAACGAAGCUCAGGCCUCGCAGGCUGUGCUGAAAAUGGAUGGCUUGACAGUUAAGGAGCACGUCAUCAAGGUGAUGAUCAGUAACCCCCCGCUCCGAAAGCUGCCGGACAAGGCUGAGGCGGGCAGAGCCUCGCAGUUUGCGGUGCCGCGCCAGGUCUAUGGAGCGCGAGGGAAGGGCAGGACACAGCUUUCCAUGGUGCCUCGUGCGUUGCAGCGCCAGGGUAAUCCUGUGGCUAAGGCUGAGAAUGGGAUGGUCCAGAACUCACCAGCAGCUUCGUCCGCCCCCCCCGAGGAGCCGAAGAAGAUGUCCAAUGCUGAUUUUGCCAAGAUGCUACUGAAAAAGUGAGCAAAAAGUCUGCAAUCAGCGGGUCUGGUAAAAUGUGAAAUGCCUUUAUGGAAGCCAUGUUGUGUCCUUACGCUAGCAAGGAGAGAACGCCAGUCACAAUCACGUGUAAAUACUGUUCUGGACUCCUGCAUUCAUUGACACCAGUGUAGGAUGGUACAAAUCCAGGGUUUGUUUUUUUUCCUCUGUUUGUAAGAGCAAAGAGUUAUGCUAUGUUCUGGUAAAACGGCAUUAUAUGAUUCCUCAUAUUGAGGGUAACGAGGAGGGAAGUGUUUCCUGUACAGGUCGGAUGCCACGUCGGGUUUAAUGAAUACUUUACAGAUGUCUCUUUCGUUAAGGAACGAGAUGCAAUGUGAAAG